Molecule: messenger RNA, 1920 nt
Organism: Otolemur garnettii (small-eared galago)
Lineage: Eukaryota; Metazoa; Chordata; Mammalia; Primates; Galagidae
Gene: IGSF21
Product: immunoglobin superfamily member 21
Exons: 10
Coding region: 359-1765 (468 amino acids)
Biological process (GO): homophilic cell-cell adhesion; heterophilic cell-cell adhesion
Cellular component (GO): adherens junction
Source: RefSeq, a predicted model, not a curated record
GCCGCCGGGAGAGGCGAGCGCGAGGCUGAGAGAGCGCUAUUCCGCUCCAAACUCCGGCGCUGCAGCCCCGCGGACUCCGGGCCGCGGUGGGAGCCGGGGAGCUGAAAGCCUCGGCGCGUCCCGAGGACGCCCGGAGCGCGAGGGUCGCGGCGCCGCGGAGAGCCCGAGCCAAGUCGAGCCCGGCGCCCAGGCGGCCCGGCCGCGGCGGCAUGGGGGCGCCCCUGCGGCGCCCCGCGCUGCCCGCCACCGCCUCGGCCGGCGGCCGGAGGCAAGAGCGCGCUUGAGCCCAUGGCGAGGGGACCCGCUGCCUGCGCCACCGCCGCCGCCGCCCCGCCACCGCCGCCAGCUGCCGGGCACCAUGCGAGCCGCCCCGAGCUUCUGCGGCGGCGCCUGCCUACUGCUCGCCGCGAUCCUGGACCUGGCGCGCGGGUACCUGACAGUCAACAUUGAGCCUCUCCCACCUGUGGUGGCUGGGGAUGCUGUGACCUUGAAGUGUAACUUCAAGACGGAUGGUCGCAUGCGUGAGAUCGUGUGGUACCGGGUGACAGAUGGCGGCACCAUCAAGCAGAAGAUUUUCACCUUCGAUGCCAUGUUCUCCACCAACUACUCACACAUGGAGAAUUACCGCAAGCGGGAGGACCUGGUGUACCAGUCCACUGUGAGGCUGCCUGAGGUCCGGAUCUCCGACAACGGUCCCUACGAGUGCCACGUGGGCAUCUACGACCGCGCCACCCGGGAGAAGGUGGUCCUGGCAUCGGGCAACAUCUUCCUCAACGUCAUGGCUCCUCCCACAUCCAUCGAAGUGGUGGCUGCUGACACACCAGCCCCCUUCAGCCGCUACCAAGCCCAGAACUUCACACUGGUCUGCAUCGUGUCUGGAGGGAAGCCGGCGCCCAUCGUUUACUUCAAACGGGAUGGAGAACCCAUCGAUGCGGUGCCCCUCUCAGAGCCCCCGGCUGCGAGCUCUGGCCCCCUCCAGGACAGCAGGCCCUUCCGCAGCCUCCUGCACCGUGACCUGGACGACACAAAGAUGCAGAAGUCACUUUCCCUCCUGGACGCUGAAAACCGGGGUGGGCGACCCUACACGGAGCGCCCCUCCCGCAGCCUGACCCCAGAUCCCAGUGUACUCCUCCAGCCAACCACAGAGAACAUCCCAGAGACGGUUGUGAGCCGCGAGUUCCCCCGCUGGGUCCACAGUGCCGAGCCCAUCUACUUCCUGCGCCACAGCCGCACCCCAGGCAGUGAUGGCACCGUGGAGGUGCGCGCCCUCCUCACCUGGACCCUCAACCCGCAGAUCGACAACGAGGCCCUCUUCAGCUGUGAGGUCAAGCACCCGGCGCUGUCGAUGCCCAUGCAGGCAGAGGUCACGCUGGUUGCCCCCAAAGGACCCAAAAUCGUGAUGACACCCAGCAGAGCCCGGGUAGGGGACACGGUGAGGAUUCUGGUCCAUGGAUUUCAGAAUGAGGUCUUCCCGGAGCCCAUGUUCACGUGGACGCGGGUUGGGAGCCGCCUUCUGGAUGGCAGCACCGAGUUCGAUGGGAAGGAGCUGGUGCUGGAACGAGUUCCCGCCGAGCUCAAUGGCUCCAUGUACCGCUGCACAGCCCAGAACCCGCUGGGCUCCACUGACACCCACACCCGGCUCAUCGUGUUCGAAAACCCAAAUAUUCCAAGAGGAACAGAGGAAUCCACCGGUUCCGCAUCUGGCCCUGCUGGCGCCUGGCUCACCUUGGUGCUUGCCCUGACAGUGGUUCUGGAGCUGACGUGAAGGCACGCCUGGCCCCCACCUCUCCACUGGGCACUGACAUCUCCGCAAUUGGUUUUCAUUUCUUUUCUAAACUAUUUCCAGUCUUGUUCUUAGUAUCUUUCUGUCUGUGUCUUGGCUUCUUCAAUCAGUUUAAUUAAAACAAACAAUUUUCCCCA